GCUACAGCAGCUCAACUUCAAGUGUCUUUUAGGUGACAUUUUCUCACAUUUUAUUUAUAAUUUAACAUUUUUUUUGGUUUGGAUGCUUUUUUUCAAAUGCUGCAUUCAAACUCCAAGAACCUAUUUUAGACAAAGAGUGUCAAGUUCCUCUGCAAGUCUCUCUUGGCCUGACCUGAUUUUUUCUAGCUAUUACCUACAUCACUCUUGUAUGGCUUUCUUGAUGUGUUUUGUGGUCUAUUUCAACCCGAGGCAAGAAGCAGUGGCUCUACUUUGAGUCACUUUUGAAUGACGUUCACCUGAGACAGUCUCGCGACUUUCUUCAACCAAUACUUAACUGAUGAAACAACCUCUCAACGUUGACUUGACGAGCCUGUCUUCACAUUUGAUCCUUCUAACACAGCAAUGUCUCGAGUUUCCGACACUCUGUUCGUCUCCUUCUAAAUAUGUCCCACAUGUGUUUCCACACUGCCGCUCUGAGGUGCUACGGACGUCUCGCAGUGUUAUUGUGUCAACAGGGUUGACAGCUACUUCUCAAGGUGCCGUGGAAGUUAACCUGCGUAAGGUCGAUCAAAGUUAAAAACACACUGCCGAUGAGAUAUGUCACAUGGUUUGCUGUAUCAAGAAAGACAAAAGUAACACUGUCAAUGAGCUGCCUCUGCAUACUGAGGACACUUGUUUUAGUCUGGAGGAGCGAGUAACGAGUGUCCUGACCUCUGGUCUGAAGGUCAGGAAAUCCUCGAAGAGCCGCAGCUGGUUCUCGAGGUCAUAAUGAAGUGCUCACAGGAGUUGAUAUCAUCACAUCUCGUCAGGGUCGAGCGUCCUUGAAGAUGUGGGUGAUGCUCUUGAUCCGAGAGUGUCUGAGAGGAAAGGAGGUGUGAUCUUGCCGCCCUGUUGGUCAGACUGGACAUGAGUAAAAAUAGUUCUGGAGGAUCGACACCUGCAGCUGCAGCUUUUUUCUCAUUACACUCCAGUUGCACCUGAAAACUUGCUAAUACCUCUUUGAUAUUUGGAAAGAGUCACUUUGCCAAGUUGGGAAUGAGCCUGCUGAUAAAAGGGGCUGGGAUCUGUGGCUGAUUUUCAGGCUUGCUGAGUUUCCUCAGACUUGUGGCUGCUGUUACUGGAAGAUCAGCUCAGUGUUUUCUAGCUCCGUAAGUUCUCACACAUCUGCAGUUGUACCUUUUUAAAGACUCUUCUCUCUCCAGGUGUCGCCAUGAGCUCGGAUGCUGAGAUGGCCCAGUACGGGCCGGCGGCUGUCUUUCUUCGGAAACCGGAGAAAGAGAGAAUCGAGGCCCAGAACCGGCCGUUUGAUGCCCGCACUGCAUGUUUUGUGCCGGACCCCAAGGAGCUAUACGUCCGUGGAGUCAUCCAGAAGAAGGAGGCAAACAAGGUGGUCGUGAAGACGGAUGCUGAGACGGUGACGGUCAAGGAGGAAGACGUGCACCCCAUGAAUCCUCCGAAGUACGACAAGAUCGAGGACAUGGCCAUGAUGACUCACCUGAAUGAGCCGUCGGUGCUGUUCAACCUCAAAGAUCGUUACGCCGCAUGGAUGAUCUAUACCUACUCCGGUCUCUUCUGCGUCACCGUCAAUCCGUACAAGUGGCUGCCGGUCUACGACCCCGUGGUGGUGGCGGCCUACAGGGGCAAGAAGCGCAUGGAAGCUCCCCCUCACAUCUUCUCAGUGUCGGAUAACGCCUAUCAGAGUAUGCUGACUGAUCGAGAGAAUCAGUCCGUCCUUAUCACCGGAGAAUCCGGGGCAGGGAAAACCGUCAACACCAAACGUGUCAUCCAGUAUUUUGCGACAAUCGCAGUUUCUGGAGGAAGUGAGAAGAAGGAGCAGCCCUCGGGCAAAAUGCAGGGUACGCUGGAAGAUCAAAUCAUCUCCGCCAAUCCCCUGUUAGAGGCUUUCGGGAAUGCCAAGACUGUGAGGAACGACAACUCCUCGAGAUUUGGAAAAUUCAUCCGAAUCCACUUCGGAACGACUGGAAAACUGGCCUCAGCGGAUAUUGAAACUUAUCUGCUGGAGAAGUCCAGGGUGACCUUCCAGUUGUCUGAGGAGCGGAGCUACCACAUCUUCUACCAGAUCAUGACGGGGCACAAGCCGGAGCUCAUAGAAAUGCUGCUCAUCACGACCAACCCGUAUGACUUCCCCAUGAUCAGUCAGGGUCAGAUCUCAGUGGCGAGCAUCGAUGAUAAGGAGGAGCUGGUGGCCACGGACACUGCAACAGAUGUCUUGGGCUUCACCAACGAUGAGAAAUUGUCCAUCUACAAGCUGACAGGCGCUGUGAUGCAUUAUGGGAAUAUGAAGUUCAAGCAGAAGCAGCGUGAGGAACAGGCAGAGCCAGACGGCACCGAGGUGGCUGACAAGGUCGCUUUCCUCAUGGGCCUGAACUCUGCUGACCUGCUGAAAGGACUCUGUUACCCUCGAGUGAAAGUGGGGAACGAGUAUGUGACCAAAGGUCAGACGGUCCCCCAGGUCGCUAAUGCAGUUAGCGCUCUGGCUAAGUCCGUGUAUGAGAAGAUGUUCUUGUGGAUGGUCCUAAGAAUCAAUGAAAUGCUGGACACCAAGCAGCCGCGGCAGUUCUUCAUCGGCGUGUUGGACAUCGCUGGAUUUGAGAUCUUCGACUACAACAGCAUGGAGCAGCUGUGCAUCAACUUCACCAACGAGAAGCUUCAACAGUUCUUCAACCACCACAUGUUCGUGCUGGAGCAAGAGGAGUACAAGAAGGAGGGCAUCGACUGGGAGUUCAUCGACUUCGGCAUGGACCUGGCCGCUUGUAUCGAGCUCAUCGAGAAGCCGAUGGGUAUCUUCUCCAUCCUGGAAGAGGAGUGUAUGUUCCCGAAAGCCUCAGACACUUCCUUCAAGAAUAAACUCUAUGAUCAGCAUCUUGGGAAGAACAACGCCUUCCAGAAGCCCAAGGUGGUGAAGGGGAAGCCCGAGGCUCACUUCACUCUGGUGCACUACGCCGGCACAGUGGACUACAACAUCACUGGCUGGCUUGAGAAGAACAAAGAUCCUCUCAACGAGUCUGUCGUCCAACUCUACCAGAAGUCCUCAAUGAAAUUGCUGAGCUUCUUGUAUGCCACGUUUGCUGGAGCAGAAGGAGACUCUGGAGGUGACAAAGGGAAGAAAGGUGGCAAGAAGAAGGGCGGAUCCUUCCAGACUGUCUCUGCAGUUUUCAGGGAAAAUCUGGGGAAACUGAUGACCAACCUGAGGAGUACACACCCUCACUUUGUGCGUUGCCUGAUUCCCAAUGAGGUCAAAACUCCAGGUGUCAUGGACAAUCACUUGGUGAUCCACCAGCUCCGUUGCAAUGGCGUGUUGGAGGGCAUUAGGAUCUGCAGGAAGGGAUUCCCAAGCAGGAUUCUCUAUGCUGACUUCAAGCAGAGGUACAGGAUCCUGAAUGCUAGUGCCAUCCCAGAGGGCCAGUUCAUUGACGGCAAGAAAGCCUCCGAGAAGCUUCUGGGCUCCAUCGAUGUGGAUCACACUCAGUACCGCUUUGGUUCCACCAAGGUUUUCUUCAAAGCCGGACUUCUUGGGACUCUUGAGGAGCUCAGAGAUGAAAAACUGGCCAAUCUAGUGACUCAGACUCAAGCUGUGUGUCGAGCGUACCUAAUGAGAAAGGAAUUCUCAAACUGGAUCGCUCGAAGAGACUGUGUUUGGAUCCUCCAGUACAACCUGCGCUCUUUCAUGAACGUCAAACAUUGGCCAUGGAUGAAACUCUUCUUUAAGAUCAAGCCCUUGCUCAAGAGCGCUGAAACCGAGAAGGAGAUGGCAACAAUGAAAGAAGACUUUAUUAAGUGUAAAGAGGAUCUGGCCAAGUCAGAGAGCAAGCGGAAAGACCUGGAGGAGAAAAUGGUCUCACUUCUGCAGGAGAAGAACAACCUCCUCCUUCAAGUUCAAUCUGAUUCUGAGAAUCUGUGUGACGCGGAGGAGCGAUGCGAGGGCUUGAUCAAGAGCAAAAUCCAGUUGGAAGCCAAACUCAAAGAGGUGAGCGAGCGGCUGGAGGAUGAGGAGGAGAUCAACGGUGAGCUCACGGCCAAGAAGAGAAAGCUGGAAGACGAAUGCUCCGAGCUGAAGAAAGACAUUGACGAUCUGGAGAUGACGUUGGCCAAAGUGGAGAAGGAGAAACACGCCACGGAGAACAAGGUUAAAAAUCUUGUGGAGGAGCUGUCCGGUCAGGAGGAGAACAUUGCCAAACUGAGCAAAGAGAAGAAAGCUCUACAGGAGGCUCACCAGCAAACUCUGGAUGACCUUCAGUCAGAGGAGGACAAAGUCAACUCUCUGACCAAAGCCAAGUCCAAGCUGGAACAGCAAGUGGACGAUCUGGAGGGGUCACUGGAGCAGGAGAAGAAGAUCCGUAUGGACAUGGAGCGAGCCAAGCGGAAGCUUGAGGGGGAUCUAAAGCUGAACCAAGAAUCACUAAUGGAUCUUGAGAAUGACAAACAACAAUCUGAGGAGAGAAUAAAGAAAAAAGAGUUUGAAAACAGUCAGCUGCUCAGCAACAUCGGUGACGAGCAGUCAAUCAAUAACCAGCUUCAGAAGAAGAUGAAGGAGCUCCAGGCUCGAAUCGAAGAACUGGAGGAGGAGGUGGAAGCAGAGCGUGCCGUGAGGGCCAAGGUGGAGAAGCAGAGGUCGGACCUGGCCCGGGAGAUCGACGAGGUCAGUGAGCGGCUGGAGGAGGCCGGAGGAGCCACGGCUGCUCAGAUCGAAAUGAACAAGAAGCGGGAGGCAGAGUUUCUGAAACUGAGGCGCGACCUUGAAGAGGCCACGCUGCAUCACGAGGCCACGACCGCUGCGUUGCGCAAGAAGCAGGCAGACAGCAUUGCGGAGCUUGGAGAGCAGAUCGACAACCUGCAGAGAAUCAAGCAGAAGCUAGAGAAGGAGAAAAACGAGCUGAAGAUGGAGAUUGACGAUCUGACCAGCAACAUGGAGAUGGUCGCCAAAACCAAGAUAACUCUGGAGAAGACAUGUCGCUCCUUGGAGGACCAGAUCUUGGAGUUAAAGACCAAGAGCGAUGAAAACACUCGGCAAAUGGCUGAUCUUACCAAUCAGAGGGCUCGACUGCAAACUGAAAACGCGGAAUAUUCCCGCCAGUUGGAGGAGCGGGAGAGUCUGGUGUCCCAGUUGACCAGAGGAAAGCAGGGAUUCACCACUCAUAUUGAUGAGCUGAAGCGGCUGGUGGAGGAGGAGACCAAGGCGAAAAACGCUCUGGCUCACAGUCUGCAGUCAGCCCGCCAUGACUGUGACCUUCUCCGGGAGCAGUAUGAAGAGGAGCAGGAAGCUAAAGCAGAGCUGCAGCGGAAUCUCUCCAAGGCCAACAUGGAGGUGGCCCUGUGGAGGAACAAAUACGAGACGGAUGCCAUCCAGCGCACUGAGGAACUGGAGGAGGCAAAGAAAAAGCUGGCACAGCGCCUCCAGGAGGCUGAGGAGCAGAUUGAAGCAGUGAAUGCAAAGUGUGCCUCCCUAGAGAAAACCAAACAGCGGCUUCUCAAUGAGAUGGAGGAUCUGAUGGUUGAUGUGGAGCGUUCCAACAGCUUGGCGGCGACUCUAGACAAGAGGCAGAGAAGCUUUGACAAGGUCCUGUCCGAGUGGAAGCAGAAGUAUGAGGAGUCGCAGGCGGAGCUAGAGGGAGCUCAGAAGGAGUCUCGCUCUCUCAGCACGGAGCUGUUCAAACUGAAGAACUCAUACGAGGAAGCUCUGGAUCACCUGGAGACCAUGAAGAGGGAAAAUAAAAAUCUUCAACAGGAGAUCUCAGAUCUGACUGAGCAGAUUGGUGAGGGCGGCAAGACUAUUCAUGAGCUGGAGAAGUUCAAGAAGCAGGUGGAGGCAGAGAAAUAUGACAUGCAAACAGCAUUGGAAGAAGCUGAGGCGUCCCUGGAACAAGAGGAGUCCAAGAUCCUCUGUAUUCAGAUGGAUCUGAAUCAGGUGAAGGCGGAGGUGGACCGCAAAGUGGCAGAGAAGGACGAGGAGAUCGACCAGAUGAAGAGGAACCACCAGAGGGUGAUGGAAUCUAUGCAGACCACGUUGGACGCUGAGGUCCGCAGCAGGAACGACGCUUUGAGAGUGAAGAAGAAGAUGGAGGGAGACCUGAACGAGAUGGAGAUCCAGCUGAGCCAUGCUAACAGGCAGGCGGCUGAGGCCCAGAAGCAGCUGAGGACCAUACAGGGACAACUGAAGGAUGCUCAGAUUCACCUGGACGACUCUGUGAGGGCUCAGGACGACAUGAAGGAGCAGGUUAACAUGAUGGAGCGCAGGACCACCCUGAUGCAGGCCGAGAUCGAGGAGCUGAGAGAAGUGGUGGAGCAGACGGAGCGGAGCAGGAAGAUGGCGGAACAGGAGCUGGUGGACGCCAGUGAACGGGCUGGACUUCUGCACUCUCAGAACACCAGCCUGCUGAACACCAAGAAGAAACUGGAAAAUGAUGUCACUCAACUUCACGGGGAGAUAGAGGAGGCAGUGCAGGAGGCCCGGAACGUUGAGGAGAAGGCCAAGAAAGCCAUUACUGAUGCGGCUGUGAUGGCAGAGGAGCUGAGGAAAGAGCAGGACACCAGUGCUCACCUGGAGAGGAUGAAGAAGAACCUGGAGGUGUCUGUGAAGGACCUGCAGCAUCGCUUAGAUGAGGCAGAGAACCUGGCCAUGAAGGGUGGCAAGAAACAGAUGCAGAAACUGGAAGCCAGAGUGCGUGAGCUGGAGAGUGAGCUGGAUGCUGAACAGAAGCGUUCAUCUGAGUCCAUCAAAGGUGUGAGGAAGUAUGAGCGCAAAGUGAAGGAGCUCACCUAUCAGGCUGAGGAGGACAAGAAGAACAAUGUGCGACUGCAGGACUUGGUGGACAAGCUCCAGAACAAGAUGAAAGCCUACAAACGCCACGCUGAAGAAGCUGAAGAGCAGGCCAACAUGUACAUGGCUCGGUGCAGGAAAGCUCAGCACGAGUUGGAGGAAGCUCAAGAGAGAGCUGACGUGGCUGAAGCCAAUGCCAACAAGCUGCGAGCUAGGACCCGCGAGAUUGGGUCAAAGACUGCCGGCACUUACAGCAGGUACAGCAUCGUCACCUACCUGAUAGCUCAUUCUCCAGCUCCCGAACCUGAAACAUGAGUUUGGCAAUCUUGAGACUCCACUGCUGCUCAGCCUCGUCCAGACGGUGCUGCAGGUCCUUCACGGUUAUCUCCAGGUUCUUCUUCAUCCUCUCCAGAGCGCCGAGCAGUCCAGCUUUAAAGAACACCUGCAAGAGAAGGCAGACUUCAGUAGGGAACCCUCAUAUGCCAACCACCAAGUCGACCCGAGACCUUUGUGUGUCCAAACUUGUACUGGGCGUGGUCCACGUCGAUGGAUCCCAGAAGCUUCUCAGCUGCCUUCUUGUUAUCCAUGAACUGACCUUCUGGAACAGCGCUGGCGUUGAGUAUCCUGUACCUGUAAGAGUUUGCUUGUUGGUUUGAAGUCAUCCCUAAUGUCGCUGUGUCGUCUACCUUUGCUUGAAGUCUCCAUAGAGGAUCCUACUUGGGAACCCCUUCCUGCAGAUC
Molecule: messenger RNA, 7518 nt
Organism: Synchiropus splendidus (mandarinfish)
Lineage: Eukaryota; Metazoa; Chordata; Actinopteri; Syngnathiformes; Callionymidae
Product: myosin heavy chain, fast skeletal muscle-like
Exons: 42
Coding region: 1211-7093 (1960 amino acids)
Cellular component (GO): myosin complex
Molecular function (GO): cytoskeletal motor activity; ATP binding; actin filament binding
Source: RefSeq, a predicted model, not a curated record